Messenger RNA from Pseudo-nitzschia multistriata, 2126 nucleotides. The record is from the annotation of a GenBank genome assembly. NCBI's taxonomy places the organism in Eukaryota, Bacillariophyta, Bacillariophyceae, Bacillariales, Bacillariaceae.
AGACGAAUUUGUAUGGGCCCUUCUCGAUAAUGUUGCACAUUUUUGGAGCACGGGGAAGAAUGUCGGCAGCAAUGUCUCUGAGGAUACGACGUUUUUCAGACUCGGUGUAGGAUUGRAAAAACUCGGAAAGACGAAUCUUUCCUUGGCGACUCAUGAGAACAAUGAAGUUCCAUCCAACCUGGGCGUGUGCCGCGUUAAUUCCCUCGGGACUGCCAAGUGUAUCCAUUGUGAAAUAUUAUUAUCGUAUUUAUCGUGUUGUAUCUUGUUCGAGUGGCAACGUUUCCUUCUUUGACCUUGAAUUGAUUAAGACCCAAUUUUAUUUUCGUCUUUGCUAGCUCUCAGCAAAAACUGUGCACAACGACGUCGCAAAUGGAAUGAAGUGACACUAUUCAAUGGGGAUUGUCCCGACAACAAAGCUAGUGUAUUUUGAAAUGCAGUAACUCGUUGUAUUUCUCGUAUGGAACUGAUGCAAUCGUUGCUACGGUUCGUAUGGUAAGGCUGUCCGCGGGCAUAAAAAUGCGGUUUGGAUUUCUUUACUUCCUGAUUACUGUAUUUAUGACUGGUAUGACUGAGACGAUUAAAUUGUUUCAAAAACUCUGAAAUGACCCAAUCGACUCGAAGAUAAUAAAGUGAACAAAAUAAGUGCGGUAUGGUCCAUGAGUACUGUAACGUACGUACAAAAUAGAUCAUCAUCGUCAUCAUCAUAAAAAGCCUUCAAAUUGUUUUACUUCGUACCGUACUAUUUUACUCAGUUACAGGAUAUCGAACACGUGAUAUCGGAUGUCGAACGAUACGCAAUCGCAAUAGUGACUGAUGACAGAAAAUGCUCCRAGUACGAUACUGGUAACCUAGUACUGCACCGCACGACUCUGUUAGGUGUUCGAAAAUGUCGAAAGAAUGGCCGUAUCAAUAGCCUMGCAGGGAAAAUUUGAUCAUGGAGAUCCAAUCUGGAAUGCUUAUUCCUAUCGGGACGAUCAUUUUGGUCAUACUCCUUCAGAUUUCGUUCUGGUUUCCGACAGCGGAACGCAAAGAACGAGUUUCAGACGAAAAAACUAAAACAACUGCGAACACCACGUCCAUCGCUCCCGAUGAUCCAAGAGUUGCGAGWCCAUCGAGUGAUGAGAAAUCCUCYACACCGCAAGAGACAACCGAAGACAAACAAGGAAGGGGGGUCCGAAAUAUUACACGAAUUAUUCCACAAAAAAACAUUGCGCCAGAAAACUUUCAGUGCGUAUUCAUCACGGACGACAAACCUGGCGAGCAAACGCUGUCGCCCGAGAAUGGCAAUAAAUUGACGCCGAGRAGCAAUGACRGAGGSCAGAAUAMCGUAUCCACACURGGAAAGAGAUCUGUUUGGAAAUGUUCGUGCGAACUAGGAUUUUUGCCAGCGGGAAUGCUCAAGACGUUUGGCAACGCCGAAGCGAUCAUGCGACUGGGAGUGGGCCAGUGCUACCACAAGAAAUCGUGAAGAAUCGUUAGAAAACAAAUCAGGAACCUGUUGGRUUUCCUGUGGAGUUCUUUGUUCUGCGACCCUAUCGAGCACCAAGGGUGUCUGUAGGACUCAUGAUAAGAGACGAAUGGCAGUUUUCACACUACCAGUAACAUUAUACGGUCGAGCAUUGUACAUACUGGACACCCGUCGCCCGAAUCCCAGAUAGAAACCAAUCGAUGUCGAACCAAUCUCAUCUGUUCAUGGAACGAGCACGAUGACAGCAGUAGCUUAAACAAGAAGAAAGAUAAUGUAGCGAUCAUGGAUCGAUUCCAUUCCAAUCUUAUCUGAGCAACGGAGGCAACACGAAUGGAUGUUAAUGAUUUACCAUUCAAGCCUCACSAAUCUGUCGUUGUCGGCUGGAGCCACAUUGUUGGUAGCUGUUCAUAGAUGGCAGCUCUCCCAAUUUCUGAACUGUGCAUAGUGGAUUAAGACUGCCUUGGCAUACACCAAAUACUUUCUUGAGAAAUAAUAUURACAGAAUGAAGCAGUCAUGCAUAUUAUGUUAGUACUGUGAAUUCCUUGUUUGAAGUGAUAUGAAAUUGUUGUCGUCACUAGAUCCUGGUUACAAAAAUGUAUCAAGUUGCACCAUCCAUUUCUAAAUAUACCAAACCUGAAAUAAACAAUUCUCAUUMUU